Onychostoma macrolepis is the source of this 2215-nucleotide messenger RNA. It is a transcript of the gene crppa, whose product is annotated as CDP-L-ribitol pyrophosphorylase A. The coding region runs from base 160 to 1419 and encodes 419 amino acids. Gene Ontology annotation, biological process: protein O-linked glycosylation via mannose; isoprenoid biosynthetic process. Gene Ontology annotation, molecular function: D-ribitol-5-phosphate cytidylyltransferase activity. The transcript has 10 exons. Gene Ontology annotation, cellular component: cytosol. Lineage: Eukaryota; Metazoa; Chordata; Actinopteri; Cypriniformes; Cyprinidae. The record is from RefSeq and is a predicted model, not a curated record.
AGAUCCCAUUCCCAGCUGCUGCAGUUCAAUGUGUUGUGGAUAGCAGGCUCACCCUGAUACAGAGUAACAGCGGGAAAGCUGCAACACUACUGCCGCGAAACAUAGCUCAAAUCACCCGCCAAAUGACGAUGCAGAAAGUCGGUUAACAAGCUCUUCCAUAUGAACACGGCUGCCACAAGUGAGGAGCUAAUUAUUAGGACGCUAGGAGAAAUGCAGCAGGAGCGCUGUUCUUCCUCCGACAGGCCUUUGGAUCCCGGCUGUCUGCUGGAACGCGACGCCGAGCGGAGCGCGGACCGGCUCGGGUGCGCGGCGGUGGAUUUCCCGGUAGCUGUAGUUCUUCCCGCCGGUGGCUCUGGGGAAAGAAUGGGACUGGCCACACCGAAACAAUUCUGCACCAUUCUCAACAGACCUUUGAUAAGCUACACGAUUCAAGCGUUUGAGAGAUUAUCAUGGAUUGGAACUGUUGUCGUUGUGCUUGCUAAGGAGAAUCAUGACUUGAUGCUGAAUAUUGUCCAGAAAUUUAAUCACACAAAGGUAAAAGUAGUCCACGGGGGAACCACCAGACACAGGUCGAUCUUCAACGGACUUCAGGCCUUCAGCAGCACUACAGACUCACUGACGCCCAAACCAAAAGUGGUCAUCAUCCAUGAUGCCGUGCGGCCGUUUGUGGAAGAAGAUGUUCUGUUGAAAAUCACCCUAGCAGCUAAAGAGCAAGGGGCCUCGGGAGCAAUACGUCCUCUAGUGUCCACAGUCAUUGCAACCACGUCAGAGGGCUACCUGGACCACUCGCUGGAGAGAGCAAAGUACCGAGCCAGUGAAAUGCCUCAAGGAUUUCUUUAUGACAUUAUUUUCCAGGCCUACCAGCGGUGCAGUGAAUUUGACUUUGAGUUUGGCACCGAGUGCCUGCACUUGGCCCUGCAGUACUGUGGCACGAAUGCAAAGCUCAUAGAAGGACCACCGACUCUGUGGAAAGUAACAUACAAGCGAGAUCUUGCAGCUGCGGAGGCUAUUAUUAAAGAGACUCUUUCAAUGUCAGCAUGUAUCAUCGCAGGAGCUGAAGCAGAAGCCGUUGAGUUGGCCAAAACGCUUCAGAAAAAUCUGAACAUGAUGGAGACAGACGUCAUUCCAUGUGCAAAGGAAAGUAAUACAGAGUACCUGUCCAAAACCCAAAACUUCAUUCACAUAUCUACGACUGCAUCAAACUUCUUGGGGACCCUGGACAUGGUGAAACGAUUUGAGGACACCGACCACACUCGUUUAUAUCCAGUAGUUGUUGUUUGGGUACAGCUGAACAUGACAAAGCAGUCUGUCGACAGCCAAAAGACAGACGAGUUAACAGCCUUCAGGAGUCUGGCCUCUGAAGUCAUACAGGGAAAUGUUCUGCUCUAUGGAAUUCAGAUUGAUCACACCAAGAUUUAACAAAGCAAAAUGAAAAUCUUCCCGCAGAAGCUGCUGAAGUUUGAUUUGAUCUUUGAAGACUCAACAUGUCACACUGGUGGUAAUGUAUCUUAGAUUUUUUUGUCUCAUGCUCCCUCUCUCUUAUUAUGUGUCUUCCUAUGCAACUCUUUUCUAUUUGUCAUCUCAAAAGUGAAAAAAAAAAAAGCUGCUUCGUGUGAGAUGUGAUCAGGGCUCAGUAAAUCAUGCCACGGGGUACCGCUGUGAGCAAGAAGGCAUGACGGAUAGCGAAAGAGAGAAACCGCCUAUGAAAACAAACCUUGUGUGAACAGCAUCCAGAUCCAUCCUGAUAAUUUGGCUAAUAAGCAGGAUAAACAGAGAGUUUGUGUUACUCACCCGAGACGUCGGCGGUGUGAGAUGGUGCUUUGAGAGAUGAGAAUGACCGUCUCUCGUCUUCUCCGCUCUCUCUAAAUAAGGCCCUGACUCCACACUCUUUUCCCCAUCUGCUAAAGCUAUUUCCCCCAACAAGGCAUCUGAUUUCCUCUCCUUCUUUUACCCGUGAGCAGAGAAAAGGCCCUGCUCUGUGUGCCGUUGCACUGCAUCUGUCUCUAUGGGUGAAACCUUUGGGACGUCUUGAAUGCCGAUGCUGAUAGUUCUGCAGGAGCAGCGCGGGCCGCGAUGAGCAACUGUUACUCUGAUUAAAGCAGUGAUACACUACCAUGACCGCAAAUUAUAGCUAAUGGAUAUUCCAUAAAGAACCUUUUAUUUCAUUUUAGUGAGAAGUUGCUGAAUUUAUAUGGUAUAUAUUGUUGGAUUAUAU